Ascochyta rabiei is the source of this 312-nucleotide messenger RNA. RefSeq lists its product as uncharacterized. NCBI's taxonomy places the organism in Eukaryota, Fungi, Ascomycota, Dothideomycetes, Pleosporales, Didymellaceae. The record is from RefSeq and is a predicted model, not a curated record. The transcript has a single exon. Bases 1 to 312 code for a protein of 103 amino acids.
AUGGCUUCUGCCAACUCUUCCUCCACCUCCGCUCCCUCUCCUCCUCGCUCCUCGAACAGGUUUGGGGUUCUUGACCCUCUUGACCCUAAGCAACCACUCCGGCCUCUGCCUGGUCAGACACCAAGCACCGACAAGGCGCCGCCGCCUAAGGCGCCGCGAAACAGGUACUACGACUUGGACACUGACAUGUCAGAUUACGCGUCUAAACUAGAAGAUCUACCUCUGCCUAAACACACAGACGUAGAUAUGAGCGAGGCGGACGACAACAAGAUCGGCAAGCGUCGCAUCCAGGCUGCUCCGAAGCUGCACUAA